UGUACUUAGCAGGCACACGCCUUAACCACUCGGCCAAAGCGUCUUAACAAUUCUUUAACCUCUGCUAGUUCAUAAUUUCCAGGGUCCUGCGUUUCAGAAGAAGGAGUUAGAAAUCCCAGAGAUUAUUGGAAGGGAAGGGGAUCGGAAAAGAUGGAGGGUCCGAGGCGGCAGGCGAGCCGGAGCAUGAGCCGAAGUGGGAGCAGGGCGGCGUGGAACAUGGAGGACGUGUUUACUCCGGUGCAGGCGCGGCGGAGCGUGCGGGGCGAGGAAGACGAGGAGGCGCUGCGAUGGGCGGCGCUGGAGAAGCUUCCGACGUACGACCGUCUGAGGAAAACCGUGCUGAAAUCUUUCGUGGAAAAUAAUGAUCGGGACAGUAAGGUUGUCCACCAGGAGGUGGAUGUACGGAACCUCGACGUCAACGUCCGACAAGAGUUCAUUGAUCGCCUCUUCAAAGUCGCCGAGGAAGACAAUGAACGCUUCUUGAGAAAACUCCGAAACCGUAUAGAUAAGGUUGGGAUUAAUCUUCCGACGGUUGAAGUUCGAUACGAGCAUUUAACUGUGGAGGCCGAUUGUUACAUCGGCGAUAGAGCUCUCCCCACGUUGCCUAAUGCGAUGAGGAAUCUUUUCGAAUCAAUUUUGGGCAUUGUAGGUAUUAGAUUGGCCGAGAAGACGAAGCUCACUAUCCUUAAAGAUGCUUCGGGGAUCAUAAAACCCUCUAGGAUGACGCUUUUGUUAGGGCCACCUUCGUCAGGAAAAACCACCCUUUUGUUAGCCCUAGCUGGAAAAUUAGACCCCACUCUUAGAGUGAAAGGAGAAAUCACUUACAAUGGUCACCAACUUAGCGAGUUUGUGCCACAAAAGACUUCAGCUUACAUUAGCCAAAACGAUGUUCAUGUUGGAGAAAUGACAGUCAAAGAAACUCUAGAUUUCUCUGCUAGAUGCCAAGGGGUUGGCACACGAUAUGAACUUCUAACUGAGCUUGCUAGGAGGGAAAGAGAUGCUGGAAUUUUUCCUGAUGCCGAAAUUGACCUUUAUAUGAAGGCAACUGCAGUUGAAGGGGUCAAGAGCAGUCUUAUCACUGAUUACACACUAAGGAUUUUGGGACUUGAUGUGUGUAGAGACACAAUUGUUGGGGACGAAAUGAUACGUGGGAUUUCCGGCGGUCAAAAGAAGCGUGUUACAACAGGAGAGAUGAUUGUUGGGCCGACCAAAACUCUAUUCAUGGACGAGAUUUCUACGGGCCUGGACAGCUCCACCACCUUCCAAAUCGUAAAAUGCCUCCAACAAAUUGUGCAUCUAACGGAGGGUACGAUCUUGAUGUCCCUCCUCCAGCCCGCCCCUGAGACGUUCGAUCUCUUCGAUGACAUCAUCCUCUUGUCUGAAGGCCAGAUCGUCUACCAAGGCCCAAGAGCACAUGUCAUUGAAUUCUUUGAGACCUGUGGCUUCAAAUGCCCAGACCGAAAGGGCACUGCUGACUUUCUACAAGAGGUUACAUCAAGAAAGGAUCAAGAACAAUACUGGGCAGACAGGAGCAAGGCAUACAGAUACAUAUCAGUCUCGGAAUUCGCGAGAAGAUUCAAACGUUUCCACGUGGGUUUGCGCCUAGAAAACGAGCUGUCUGUUCCAUACGACAGAUCAAGAUGUCACAGAGCAGCACUGGUGUUCAAGAAAUACACAGUCCCAUUGAUGGAGCUGAUGAGAGCAAAUUUCGACAAGGAGUGGCUGUUGAUCAAGCGGAACUCUUUUGUGUACAUAUUCAAGACUGUUCAGAUCAUCAUCGUCGCCGUCAUCGCCUCGACCGUGUUCUUGAGGACCAAGAUGCAUACCAAGACCGAAGACGACGGGAGUGUGUACAUUGGAGCGCUGUUGUUCGGCAUGAUCAUUAACAUGUUCAAUGGCUUUUCUGAACUGUCUAUGAUUAUUCAGAGGCUGCCUGUGUUUUACAAGCAGAGGGAUCUCCUCUUCCACCCACCUUGGGCUUUCACUCUCCCAACUUUUCUCUUGAAGAUCCCAAUUUCUGUGUUUGAAACCAUUGUUUGGAUGGUCAUAACAUAUUACACAAUUGGAUUUGCCCCAGAAGCUAGCAGGUUCUUUAAGCAAACGUUGUUGGUGUUUCUGAUCCAACAAAUGGCUGCCGGAAUCUUUAGGCUCACUGCUGCAGUGUGCAGGACAAUGAUCAUAGCAAACACUGGUGGAGCUUUAAGUCUGCUGCUUGUGUUCCUUCUGGGAGGUUUCAUCCGUCCUAAAAGCUCAAUACCAGAUUGGUGGGGUUGGGGCUACUGGGUUUCUCCACUGUCCUAUGGCUUCAAUGCUUUCACUGUGAAUGAGAUGUUCGCUCCCAGGUGGAUGAACCAAACGGCUUCAGACGGACAAACAAAACUGGGAAUCAAAGUGAUGCAGAAUUUUGAUGUCUUUGUUGAAAAGAGAUGGUUCUGGAUAGGAGCCGCUGCGCUUUUGGGGUUCAUUUUUCUCUUUAACAUUCUCUUCACCUUGGCCCUCAUGUAUCUCAGCCCUCCUGGACAGAAGCAAGCUAUAAUAUCCAAAGAUCAGGCUAAGGAUAUGGAAUCUGAGCAGGAAGAAUCUUCUCAAUCUCCAAGGCUUAAAACAACAAGGUCUAAGCGAGAUGCACUCCCGCGAUCACUGUCUGCACAUGAUGGAAACAACACAAGAGAAUUGGAGUUUCGGAGGAUGAGCAGUCGGAGCAAUAAAAAUGGCCUCAAUAGAAAUGACGACGCCAUCCUGGAUUCCACAAAUGGUGUUGCUCCAAAAAGAGGGAUGAUUCUUCCAUUCACACCCCUGGCCAUGUCCUUUGAUGAAGUGAAAUAUUUCGUCGACAUGCCUCCAGAAAUGAGAGAGCAAGGUGUGACAGAAGAUAGGCUGCAAUUACUGCGCGGAGUAACAGGUGCAUUUAGGCCUGGUGUGCUGACAGCACUGAUGGGAGUGAGUGGAGCAGGAAAGACAACCUUAAUGGAUGUUCUAGCUGGGCGAAAAACCGGGGGCUACAUUGAAGGGGACAUCAGAAUAUCAGGAUUCCCAAAGAAGCAAGAAACUUUUGCUAGAGUGUCUGGUUACUGUGAACAGAACGAUAUCCACUCGCCUCAGGUCACUGUUCGUGAAUCUUUGAUAUACUCAGCUUUCCUCCGCCUGCCUAAGGAAGUCAACAAAGACGACAAGAUGGUUUUUGUAGAGGAAGUGAUGGAUCUGGUUGAGCUAGACAACCUUAAAGACGCGAUUGUGGGGAUGCCAGGAGUCUCGGGUUUGUCAACAGAGCAACGAAAACGACUGACAAUAGCAGUUGAGCUUGUUGCCAAUCCUUCAAUCAUAUUCAUGGAUGAGCCAACUUCUGGGCUGGAUGCAAGAGCUGCAGCUAUUGUCAUGAGAACUGUCAGAAACACAGUUGACACAGGAAGAACUGUUGUCUGCACAAUUCACCAGCCUAGCAUCGACAUCUUUGAAGCAUUCGAUGAGCUGCUUCUAAUGAAGAGAGGAGGUCAAGUGAUCUAUGCAGGACCAUUAGGGCGCCAUUCUCAUAAAAUUGUCGAGUACUUUGAGGCCAUUCAAGGAGUCCCAAAAAUUAAAGAGAAAUACAAUCCAGCAACUUGGAUGUUAGAAGUGAGCUCAGUUUCCACAGAGAUCAGACUUGGAUUGGAUUUCGCGGAACACUACAAAACAACAGCUUUAUACCAGCGAAAUAAGGCGUUGGUUAAGGAACUGAGCACGCCUCCUCCCGGGGCAAACGACUUAUAUUUUGAUACUCAACAUUCUCAGUCGAGUUGGGGCCAAUUCAAGUCAUGCUUAUGGAAGCAAUGGUGGACAUAUUGGAGGAGUCCAGAUUACAAUCUUGUAAGAUACUUCUUUACUUUAGCUGCAGCACUCAUGAUUGGCACCAUCUUCUGGGACGUUGGAAGCAAAAGAAACAGCAGUGGAGAUCUCAUGACAAUCAUAGGAUCUAUGUAUGCAGCUGUCCUGUUUGUCGGCAUCUGCAACUGCUCAACUGUGCAGCCUGUUGUGGCCACCGAAAGAACAGUUUUUUAUCGCGAAAAAGCUGCUGGAAUGUACUCAGCAUUGCCAUAUGCAAUGGCACAGGUUAUCUGUGAAAUCCCAUAUGUAUUUUUCCAAACUACAUACUACACACUCUUAGUGUAUGCCAUGAUAGGCUUCGAAUGGACAGCAGCCAAGUUCUUCUGGUUCUUCUUCGUCACCUUCUUCUCCUUCCUCUACUUCACAUACUAUGGAAUGAUGACUGUUUCCAUCACUCCAAACCACCAAGUUGCAGCCAUUUUCGCUGCAGCAUUCUACGCCCUCUUCAAUCUCUUCUCCGGCUUCUUUAUCCCCAGACCAAGGAUUCCUAAAUGGUGGAUAUGGUACUACUGGAUUUGCCCCGUGGCAUGGACCGUAUAUGGCUGCAUUGUGUCUCAAUACGGUGAUGUAGAAACCACGAUUCGAGAUCCAGGGAAUUCUACUGGCAACAUCAAUCCUAAGAUCAAAGAUUACAUCAAAGAUCAUUUUGGGUAUGAUCCAGAUUUCAUGGGACCUGUUGCUGCAGUUCUUGUUGGUUUUGCAGUGUUCUUUGCAUUCAUGUAUGCCUACUGCAUCAAAACAUUGAACUUCCAGCUUAGAUAGAUAAUAGAUUGUAGCUUUAGCUCAAAUGGCUUAUACUUAAUAGCAUCAUGAUGAGGACACCAUCUUAUAUAUAGUUUUAUAAGAAAUUUUGCAAAGUAAUCACAUCUAUAAAUGUAUUUUGUAAAGUAUUGGAAUUUAAUAUUGUUUUGAU
Ipomoea nil (Japanese morning glory) is the source of this 4774-nucleotide messenger RNA. RefSeq names its product ABC transporter G family member 35. Gene Ontology annotation, molecular function: ATP binding; ABC-type transporter activity; ATP hydrolysis activity. Bases 151 to 4623 code for a protein of 1490 amino acids. Gene Ontology annotation, cellular component: membrane. The record is from RefSeq and is a predicted model, not a curated record. Lineage: Eukaryota; Viridiplantae; Streptophyta; Magnoliopsida; Solanales; Convolvulaceae. The transcript has 22 exons.